Messenger RNA from Elaeis guineensis (African oil palm), 1064 nucleotides. Its product is annotated as putative xyloglucan endotransglucosylase/hydrolase protein 1. Gene Ontology annotation, molecular function: xyloglucan:xyloglucosyl transferase activity; hydrolase activity, hydrolyzing O-glycosyl compounds. The record is from RefSeq and is a predicted model, not a curated record. NCBI's taxonomy places the organism in Eukaryota, Viridiplantae, Streptophyta, Magnoliopsida, Arecales, Arecaceae. Gene Ontology annotation, cellular component: cell wall; apoplast. Gene Ontology annotation, biological process: xyloglucan metabolic process; cell wall biogenesis.
CCCCAGUUGGUGACCAUGACCUCUCUAGAUGGCUAUAAAUGGAGGUGUAGCUUUGCGUUUGGGAAGUAUGAACAAAUGGCGUCCGCUCUAUUAUUGGCUCUUCUUCUAAUGGCUCAUCUCGAUUGCCCGUUUGCAAGGAGGUUGUACGGCCUAGAUGGUUUCAAUCAGAACUAUGCCAUCACUUGGGGUGCAAACCAUGUUUCUUAUCUAGACCAAGGAAGAGUGGUGCAGCUCUCCUUGGAUAGGUCUUCUGGUUCUGGAUUUGGUUCAAAGCUGGAUUAUAGAUCAGGAUUCUUUCAUUUGAAGAUAAAGCUACCUAACAAGGAUUCUGCUGGAGUUGUGGCAACCUUCUAUCUAUCUUCUCGUACAAAUGCCCGCCAUGACGAGCUAGACUACGAGUUCUUAGGAAACAGAGAAGGAAAACCGAUCACGCUUCAAACCAACAUCUUUGCUAAUGGACAUGGAAAUAGAGAGCAAAGGAUACACCUCUGGUUUGACCCCACUGCGGAUUUCCAUGAUUACAAAAUAUUGUGGAACGCUUAUCAAAUUGUGUUUUUUGUAGAUGACACCCCCAUCCGGGUUUAUAAAAAUCUAGCUUCCAUAGGAGUGGAAUAUCCUUCACAGCCAAUGCAGAUACUAGCAAGUAUAUGGGAUGGUGAUAGUUGGGCCACAGAUGGGGGACGGACCAAGAUUAAUUGGACCCAUUCUCCUUUCUAUGCGCAGUUUCAAGGCUUCAACAUCGACGGGUGCAGCUCAGAUAGCAUCACCUGCUCGUCACCAAAUCUAUGGUGGAAUGCUGGGAGUUAUAGAGAAUUAAAUCCUGCUCAAAAGGCAGCAUAUCAACAUGUGAAGGAGAAAUACAUGACGUAUGAUUACUGUUACGAUAAAACAAGGUACCCUACGCCACCACCUGAAUGCUACCAAUAAAGUUUUAAGUGAUGCAAAGAGGUUGUCAUAUAAUUAUUCCAUGAUAAUAAUAUGGGAAUAAGAAUUCGCGUCUAUUCCAAAGCAUUAUGUAACUAGCUGUAAUCUCCUGGUACACGUUAUUACAUAUCAAUUAUGUG